This is a messenger RNA of Mercenaria mercenaria, 8274 nucleotides long. RefSeq names its product stAR-related lipid transfer protein 5-like. NCBI's taxonomy places the organism in Eukaryota, Metazoa, Mollusca, Bivalvia, Venerida, Veneridae. The record is from RefSeq and is a predicted model, not a curated record. Gene Ontology annotation, molecular function: lipid binding. The transcript is spliced from 6 exons. The coding region runs from base 62 to 709 and encodes 215 amino acids.
UUUGUUUACAUUAUUACCGUUAAUGUCUGAUUUUCAUUCACCACACGGAAGGUAAAGGAAAAUGAACAAUUUCAGAGAAAAGGCGGAAGAAGUGGCGAAAAAGCUUCAGGAUUAUCACAAAACAGUGGAUGGUUGGACUGUCACAAAAAAAACGAAAGAUGGUGAAACUAUCUCAUACAGAGUUUCAAAUGAAUUUGAUGGAUACCUGUACAAAGGUGAAUGUAUUAUAGACGCUCCACCAGCGACUGUGUUCCACUACGUAGAUCCAGUACCCGAAGGUCCACGUGGAAAUUGGGAUUCAGAUAUGAAAAAGAUUGAGAUCUUAGAAUGGUUGGAUAAGCCAGAUCUCCGUGUGAACAGGGCUUGCACAGCUAGUGCUUGUAUGGGUUUGAUAUCACCGAGAGAUUUUGUUGAUGUUAUACUGACAAAAGAAACCGACUCUUAUAUCUCAACAAAUGGUGUCAGUGUUAGUUAUGAGAAAUGUCCCGAGGAGAAAAAAUAUGUACGAGGAUGGAACUAUCCAUGUGGACUUAUAUGUGAAAAAUUACCAGGAGAGCCAAACAAGACAAAGCUAGUCAGUUUAAUCCAGCCAGACAUAGGUGGCAUGCUACCCAGAAGUCUCGUUGAUCAGGCGAUACCAGGCUCCAUGUCAGCAUUUUUCACGGAAUUGAAAAAUACUCUAAAAAAAAAUGAAGCUUCGAAAAGUUGAGAAAUCCAGCACACUGUAGGAGCUUAGAAGACAAAAAAAAUCUGUAUUAAUAUAUAAGUAUUGUGUUCUUGCAGUACAACGUGUUCUUCUGUUGUCUGUAUUUUUUGACAGUAGUGCUGAAUUACACUGUGCCUGAAACUAAUGUUAAAUUAACUCUAUUUCUUAGACAGUUGAAGUCAUGAAUGAAAUUUUACAUAAAUACAAAAAUGUAACUGAAAGUACCCGAGUAGUUUACUGCAUGAAUAAUAAGUAAGAUAUGCAGGUUACUUAUGCCACUGGUGAAGUUUUGAGAGGGUCAAUACAAAUUUUAAGUUUACCUUUCAAAAUAUUACUCAAAAAUUGUCUGAACUUUACUGGUUUGAUGAUAUUUGGCUUGACAAAUUUUGAAGAAAAAAAGUAAAAUCAUUCAGAUGCAAGGGGAGGGUCUAGAUGUAUACACAUUUUUAGCUCAUCUGAUUUUUUGAAAAAAAAUGAUGAGUUAUUGUCAUCACUUGAGCGGUUGUCGGCGUCGGCGUCUGCGUCGGCGUUGCCUGGUUAAGUUUUAUGUUUAGGUCAGCUUUUCUCCUAAACUAUCAAAGCUAUUGCUUUGAAACUUGGAAUACUUGUUCACCAUCAUAAGCUGACCCUGUAUAGCAAGAAACAUAACUCAAUCUUGCUUUUUGCAAGAUUUAUGGCCCCUUUUGUACUUAGAAAAUAUCAGAUUUCUUGGUUAAGUUUUAUGUUUAGGUUAACUUUUCUCCUAAACUAUCAAAGCUAUUGCUUUGAAACUUGGAAUACUUGUUCACCAUCAUAAGCUGACCCUGUACAUCAAGAAACAUAACUCCAUCUUGCUUUUUGCAAGAUUUAUUGCCCCUUUUGGACUUAGAAAAUCAGUUUUCUUGGUUAAGUUUUAUGUUUAGGUCAGCUUUUAUCCUAAACUAUCAAAGCUAUUGCUUUAAAACUUGCACCACUUGUUCACUAUCAUAAGUUGACCCUGUACAGCAAGAAACAUAACUCCAUCCUGCUUUUUGCAAGAUUUAUGGCCCCUUUUGGACUUAGAAAAUAUCAGAUUUCUUGGUUAAGUUUUAUGUUUAGGUCAACUUUUUCUCUUAAACUAUCAAAGCUAUUGCUUUGAAACUUGCAACACUUGUUCACCAUCAUAAGCUGACCCUGUACAGCAAGCAACAUAACUCCAUCCUGCUUUUUGCAAUAAUUAUUGCCCCAUUUGGACUUAGAAAAUCAUUUUCUUGGUUGGGUAUUAUGUUUAAGUCAACUUUUCUCAUAAACUAUGAAAGCUAUUGCUUUAAAACUUGCAACAGUUUUUCACCAUCAUAAGUGGACACUAAACAUCAAGAAACAUAACUCUAUCCUGCUUUUUGCAAGAAUGAUGGCCCUUUUUAGACUUAGAAAAUCAUGGGUAGGACAAAAUUUCUAUUACACAAAAAAAAUCAGAUGAGCGUCAGCACCCGCAAGGCGGUGCUCUUGUUUAUUAAAUAAGAUUACGACAAAUUAAAGAUUAUACCAAAUUUUCAGACAAAGAAAUGACUGUAAACACAUGUGUUCCUUCUCGAAGUUUUGCAAUAUCUGAAAAAUGUGUUAUAGUCUUAUGUUUGUAUAAGUUGUUAAAUUGUUAUAGUAAGUCACAGUUCCUUUUUCCUGAUAAUGUAUUUAGAGUUGUUCAUUUAUGAAAAUAGUAACAAUGGUUUCUGUUAUAAUUUUUAUGUAGAAACAAAAGGCUUGUUUGGAGUCUUGAGCAAGGUCUUGAGAAAAAUCUGCUGAUAUUUAGGUUAUUGUGCUAUUAUUCUUGACACAUCUUAAUUCAUUUUUGUGUCCCCCCAUGAGUUUUGGGGGCAUAUAGAUUUGCUUUUGUCCGUCCGUCCGUCCUUACGAGAAUGUUGUGUCGCACCUAACUCCAAAAGUAUUUGACGUAGAAUUACAAAACUUUAUAGGAAUGUUGGUCAGCAUGUGUAGUUGUACAUCUGCUGCUAAAUCUGGUAACGUUUGUAAUGCCCUGUUAACAUGGUACAUCUGCUGCUAAAUCUGACAAGAUUUGUAAUAAACAGAAAAUACUAAAAAAGUCCAAUUUUCAAGGACAGAUAAUUCAAGGGAACUGUGCAUUUUAAUUUAUAUUUCUGUUUUAGUCAUCAUUUGCAUUCAGUAAACAAAGUUUAAAGAAAUUCGGUCCAUGGGAAAGACCAGGACUUUGCGAUAUCAUUUUGUCAUGUUCAUAGUCAAGGGCAUUUGCCACAGUGUCUAUAUUAACAUCGGGCAAAAUUUUCUUACAGACAGAAUGUCUUCUUUAAACUGUGUCUACUGACAGAGAAUCAAAUCAAAAACGGAAAUAUAAAAUAAAGCAAAUCAUAGGUACCCAGCCUUGGUCAUGAAUUGUCUGCCCUUGAAAGUCUGAAAAUACUGAAAAAAUAUUUUUUCAAGGGCAGAUAAUUCAAGAUCAGGCACCGGUACCUAUGAUUUUUAAUACAUAUUUCCGUUUUAAACUUGAUUCUCAAGCUUAAAGAAAUUCUGUCUGUAGGAAAGUUUUUGCCUACUUACAUCUAGAAAACUGUCAGAUGUGUCUUUAAAGCAACAAAUUAUGUAACCUAUGUGAUCCACAAGAGAUAUUGAAAUGAUUAUGAUUGAUUGUUUGGUUCAGACUGGGCAGAAAAGUCAGACAAAAUGUCAACUAUAUCAUUAAUUUGAGCAGCGCCAUGAGAAAACCAACAUAGUAUGUUUGCGACCAGCAUGGAUCCAGACCAGCCUGCGCAUCUGUGCAGUCUGGUCAGGAUCUAUGCUGUUCGCUUUCAAAGCCUACAGCAAUUAGAGAAAUCGUUAGCGAACAGCAUGGAUCCUGACCAGAAUGCGCGGAUGCGCAGGCUGGUCUGGAUCCAUGCUGGUCGCAAACACAAUAUGUUGGUUUUCUCAUGGCAUGGCUUAUUUUUAUAUCACCUGCAUAUUAUUGUCUGAACCUGGCUGAAUACAGUAGAUUGGCUGUUUUAUUUUUGCUAAUUUUCAUGCACAAAGUGACAUGUGAAACUUGUGUAAAUAUUUCACCGCUAAAUACUGUCAAACUUUGUUCGUUGAACUGGGAUAAUUUGAGUACCAUCCUUUGCUAGAAGUCAUCGUCAUGUCCUGGCAAAAUUCCUGUGUAAUGUAUAUUGUUUGAUGGCUCGAACUGCUGAUAACUCAAACAAGUUUUGCCAGUCCCUUCGAGUGUGAAUGAACAAAGAUUGACUGUAGUAUUAUAAACUACGAUGCGUAUAAGUUCUUAACAACACAGAUAUUGUUGUUGUUUAUCAUAUCAUGAAACAAAAGGCAAGAAAACAUUUCACAGUUUACAGUUCAUUUAACCUUUAGCCUGCUGGCAGCAAGUGAUUCUGCCUUUGCGACCAAGAUCAGCCUGCACUGUUUGCUAUUCAGUAAGUAAAUUUUCAGUGGACACCCUUCGAAUAAUAAAUGGUAUUGCCCAAAUUGAAUGAUGGACCAGUCCAUUUUAGAAAUUUAGCAGGGUGAGGGUUAAAAAAAAAAAACAUAUCAAGCGCGGGGAAAUGAAAGUUUGACCCAGUUUUAUAUCUCGGGUGUUUAGAUAUAAAUUGCUGAAAAUGUGUAAAAGCUGGUUUAUGUAUUGUAAUACAUUCAAAAUAUGGUCAUGUAAAUAAACAAGGUUGAUUCACAUGAUGUGGCCAACAUGUUAUAUUUAUAAAAGAUAAUUCUUGUUAAUUUUCUGGUCUAGUUUUGCAAUAGAUAUGCGUUACUGUGAACCUUUUUCAUGCCCCCGGAAUCUGCUGAUGCGGGAGGCAUAUAGUGAUUGUCCUGUCUGUCUGUUCGUUUGUCCGUCCAUAAGAGGUUAACCAAAUAGGACCAUUUCAUCUAGCAUCAAUACCCCUUACUAGAAUGACUUGAUACUAAUGCAGAUGUAACCUGUGACCAUUCCUCAUCUUCAGACAUCACCUGACCUCAGUUUGACCUUGAACUUGACCUCGUUUUGGACUUAGGUUGCUUUGUAUCGACAAGGAUGCCACCGGGGGCAUCAAGCCAAGCGUUUAAUGAAAGCAGCUUCUUGUUUUUGUUGGCAUAACAUUGUUCUAGCUAUUUUGUUGCUACAUAAAUUUGUGGAUAUAAAAUAAAUAGAAAGUUUAUAAGUUUGUUAUAAAGGAAACAUGAAAUCAAUGAAAAUUCACUGUAUUUAUUAUUGUAAACUCCACAUGGCCUUUUAACAUGUUACAAUUUUAUCUGAUAUAUAUAAAUAUGUUAAUAUACAGUUGAACUUUGUUCGCUUGAACCAACAAAAUUUGUCGGAGUUAUCAAUAGUUUGAGCCACUGAAACAAAUAUACAACUUAGGGAUUUUUGCCGGACCUGAUGAUGAGAUCGAGCAUAAUGUGGUGUUCAAAUUAAAAGAGUUCAAGCAAUUGAAGUGCGACUCUAUAAAUAUAUAUUUGUGAAGAUGCAUUAUAUGUACAUAAAACAGACUCAUUGUUUCUUGUUAUACAGCAAACAUGUCGGGAGUCAAGCAGUUCUUAGAAGCAAUAGAGAAUUUUUGUUUGAGUAAAACCAUUGUAAAAUUUUAUAAAGGAGUUCAGCAAUUUCAGAUAAAUUUUUUCUACAAUUUGAUAUUUUACUGAAUGCUGGAUUUUUCAAAGAAAAUUCAGCCAAUAUUAAAAAAGAUAUGAUUUUCAAAUUAGAAAAUAAAAUACUAUACCUUUAGGACAGCAUGGAUAUAAAACUUCACUAGUGCUCGGUUUUCCAUUCCACGCUGCCCAUGGGGUUUGAAACCCUCCCGCUUAGCUCAAUAGGGAGAGCGUUGAUCUACAGAUCUACUGCCCGCCGUUACAUGUUGAAAAACGGUGUUAAACAACUUAAACCCAAAACAAACAAAGCAAACCCUGUCAUACACAGGCAGUGGUAUAAGAUCCUUACAUUCUUGUCAGUUUUUUGCUGCUUUAGAGAAUUUCGUCCUUAACAGAAUUUGUUUUUGUUUUCUAUUGUUUAUUCCAUUAAUAUUCAUGAGAUAAAUGGGGAACAGUCUUCCCUUGAAAAUAAGGUUUAUGUUGACAGAUGUGAAUAAAGGCUUGUCUGAAAUGACUUUCAGGAAAUCGUUACAACAAGAGGAUUUACUCAAGCUUGAUCAGGAAUUACUUGAUGCAUAUUAAUGUCUACACUGUCUGCUUGGGAAAACAGAUAAAAGACCAAGUUUUUUUCAGUGUAUUUUGAUGAAGAAAAAUUGACUGACACUACAUCAUCUCAGAUAUCCUUAUUCACUUUCCCCGAGUUGGUUGCUUAAAUAGUCUUUCUUGCACUCUCUGUUUAUAAGCUUAUUUAUAGUUUCCACUGGUAACCCAUAUGAGCGACUCCUCCAGAAGACUGUUAGUAAUGUUAGUGGGAGGAUAGUGCAAGAUACAGAAGAUGCUCCAAUUCCAGAAGCUUCCCUGGUUCUUUAGCAUGCCAGGUGUAAAGCACGCAUACACGAGACUCUUAUCCCAGUGUUAGUAACUUUAAGCUGGAGGAGAGGGGGCUCAUGACCCCUGGUUUCCUAGUCAGACAAUGUUACCACUAAACCACUGAGUCUGCCCUUUUCUUAUGAACUCCCUGAUGGUUUAGUAAAAUUUAGUAAUAUAGGUUGUCCUCUUUUAAGUUGAAAAGUUUCAGGCUAAUAUAUACCUACAGCUUUUUUGUAAUCUUACGUAAUUUGGGGCAUAUUUCCUUUACCAAAUUUAUUUGGGAAUUUCAUUUCAGAGAUUUUGGACACUUUUUCAUGUACAUUGUUGGACAAGGUUGAUAUUGAGAAAUAGAUUUGAUAGCACUAAAUGUUGAGUUACAGUUGAAAAUGAAGUGUGCUUAAUAUUCCUUCCUUGAAUAGCAAUGUUAGUAUUACUAUCAUAAACUGUUCCUGCACUGGCAUACUUUUCACAAGCUGUAUGAAAUUCAUGUUGCAACAGAAGUGUGUAAAAAGUGUUAAACAAUUUGAUCAUACUUGUGUACUUUUUCUCAUGCAUAAAUUUAAAAUGCUCAUACUUGAGUGCUUUUUCUCCAGAAAUUUACCAGACCUUGAGGUCACUUGCCAAAAUAUAAUCUACCUGACCUUGAGCUUGUUAGCCAAAAUUGAUCUGCCAGACUUCAAAUUUACCAGAACUUGAGGUCGGUAGCCAAAAUAUAAUCUACAAGACCUUGACUGAAUGAGCUUGUUAGCCAAAAUUGAUCUGCUAGACUUCAAAUUUACCAGACCUUGAGGUCACAAGCCUUAAUAUUAUGUAGUCUUGGCAGGGUAAUGAAACAAGUGACAGUAAACAUGAAGUCUGGAUGCUAUGUAUUUCUAUGUUAAUAGCUGAGAUGGUGACUCAGGACCAUUUAGUCCUCUUGUUUGAAUGAUAGAGUUUCAGGGUAAAUGUUUGUGGUAUUGCUGUAUGUAUAAUUGGCUGUGCAGAAAAACUUCAGUAUCUUUAUUAUUGUGUUUAUAUUUAACAAAUUACUUGUGGCCUUGAAAUACAUAUUGAUACUGAUGGACUGGGCAGUCAGACAAAAAAUGUUAUAUGGAAUGAAGCGGAGCUGAGAUUCAAAUCUCAUUUUUUUGUCUGAACCUUUUAGUUGGAUCACUGAAAUAAAAUCUUGAAAAUUAUGUUUUGCUUUUCUAAUCAGGAAUUCAGUAAUACAGUAAGUUUUUAGGAGAUGAAUCAACAAAUUUUCCUUAGUUUUGUUAGUUAAUUAGUUCAAAUACUGUAGUAUGUCUGUCUUUCAUCUUUUUCAGCUUUUCAUCUGUAAAAGUUAGAAUUUCCUAUAUUGCCUUUGAAUAGUUGUCAUACAGAGUGACAUAACUGGUCUUUUUUCAAGAUACACUGUACUGAUAUUUGAUUUUUGUAUACCAGUAACAUUGUCUUUUCAUUGUUAUUUCAAACAAUGUCCUUGUCAGAAAAGGCUGUCAUUGUUACAUUUUUAGUAUAGACAUACACUAUAUUUGAGCCACGCCAUGAGAAAACCAACAUAGUGGCUUUGCGACCAGUAUGGAUCCAGACCAGCCUGCGCAGUCUGGUCAGGAUCCAUGCUGUUCACUUUCAAAGCCUAUUGCAAUUAGAGAAACCGUUAGCGAACAGCAUGGAUCCUGACCAGACUGCGCGGAUGUGGAGGCUGGUCUGGAUCCAUGCUGGUCGCAAAGCCACUAUGUUGGUUUUCUCAUGGCGCGGCUCAUAUAUAAUGUAAGUUUUGUGUAUGCUUUGUGCAUAUAUAGUUCUACUAAACAUAAAAAACAUAUUUUAUAAUGAUAGAGCCAUAAAAUAUUUUUGAUAAUUUGAUCAACAGAAGGAUUGACAUUUUUUUCUACCAGUAGCUUCAUCAAAAUUGAGUCAUCUUUUUAGUUAAAAGGGUCUUAAUGGACCAGUGUCAUUAAGUUCAACCUAUCAAAUCAGUGGACUUUUCUACUUCUGCAUUUUGUAUAAUUCAGUGAUUUUUCCAUUUAUUAUCAUAUGUAUCUCAAUGUUACUCAAUAUUUUUUUGUUUUUCUAUGUUAUAGAACUGUCAUUUUGUCCAUAAGUCUGUGAUUAUAUCUGAUAUAAACAAUUUUUGUUUGUGCAGAAAUAAAGUCGAAAGUGUCAAAGAAAAC